Messenger RNA from Amphibalanus amphitrite, 3748 nucleotides. Its product is annotated as zinc finger protein aebp2-like. Lineage: Eukaryota; Metazoa; Arthropoda; Thecostraca; Balanomorpha; Balanidae. Gene Ontology annotation, cellular component: ESC/E(Z) complex. The transcript has 6 exons. Gene Ontology annotation, biological process: regulation of transcription by RNA polymerase II. The record is from RefSeq and is a predicted model, not a curated record. Bases 48 to 1799 code for a protein of 583 amino acids.
CCGCUCACAACUGGCCGCCGCCGGACGGACGCGAAGUUGAGACCAAAAUGUCGGCGGGAGGGGGCGCGGCUCAGCACGCGCUCUCGCCUGGUGCCGAGUCGGACAGCGCGGCGGCCGCCGCUCAGUGGUCAGUGAUGAGACACCCAGUGACGGAAGCUGCCCCGGCCGUCGGCGAUGAGGACGAAGGCAUCGGACUGCGCGUGGCCGCGCUGCUGGCCGCCGGCUCCACGAGUCUGGGGGCGGCGCGUCGGCGUGCCGACCGGGCCGCCAGCUCGGAGAGCUCCGACAGUGGCAUAGCGACGCCGGGCGGCAGCGGCAGCGGCAGCGACGUGGCCUCGCUGGAGCCGAGCUCGCCGCUGUCCAGCUGCUCGGCCGCCUCGGACGGUGUGGAGGCGCGGCCGCCGCUGCCGGCCCUGAUGCCCCCCAGCCAGCCGGCCACAGGCGCCCAGUGGGCCCGUCCGCCGGGUCGCAGCCGCAGCCAGGGAGACGCCGCCGCGCCGCCCUCGCUGCCGACCACCACCGACCACCUGCUGCCGGAGAGGCCGCCGGCCAAACGGCGUCGGCGCGCCUCCUCGGGCGAGAGGGCAGCGCGCGGCCCGCCGCCGCCGCCGCCGCCGCCUCCGCCACCGCCCGCCUCAGGCACCCCACGGCCGCGCGUGCAGGAGAAAAUCACCGAGUACUUCAGCAAGCAGAUCAAACACAUAUCGGCGCAGGCGUUCCGCGGCAUGAAGAAGGAGCUGAACUCGGUGAAACACGAGCGGCCGCUGCUGCAGCUGAGGACUGAGCUCGGUGACAGCUCGCCGCUGCCGACGGGCGCCGAGACGCGGCCGGCCGCCGACCGGGACACCGUGCUGCGUGCGCUGAAGAAGCGCAAUGGGUUCCACCCGCCGCGCGCGGCAGACACGGCGGCGGCGACGACCACGGCGCCCGUGUCGACCGGCCGCGCGUCCAGCGAGACCAGUAGCGUCGACUCGGGGCUCGGCAAGGACCGCGCCUCGACGGGCGAGCCGAGCCCGCCGCUGGAGGCGGGUCCGACGCAGGUGCUGCGCUUCCCGGCGCGCCGGCCGGCCGACUGCAGCGCCAUUACAUGCUGCCGGUGGCGCGACUGCGGCGCGCGCCUCAGCUCCCCCACGCAGCUGCUCGACCACCUGCAGACCAGCCACGUGCAAAAGGAGCGCGACGCCGGCAGCCGCUCGGUGCGCUGCCUCUGGCAGGGCUGCAAGGUGUUCGACCGGCCCGGCUCGGCCGCCUGGCUCGAGCGGCACGUGCUCUCGCACGGCGGCAGCAAGCCGUUCCGCUGCAUCGUCACCGGAUGCUCACAGCGGUUCGCUUCGCAGUCGAUGCUGGAACGCCACGUGAACCAUCACUUCAACCCGCCGGCGCCGCUGAAACGUGCCGACUCGGGUGUGAAGACGGCACGCCGCAGCGGCCGGCGGGCACAGGUCGAGCAGCACCCGUACUCGGCGCGCAUAUUCGACUUUUGCGACUCGAGCGCGAUGGAGCGGCUGCGGUACCAGCUGGUGUGUGCCGACUCGGCGCUGGAGCGGCUGCCGGACAUCACCAGCCGCUCUGUGCGGCUCACGGCGCAGGUGAUGGCGCGCAGGACUCUCACCAAUAACAAGCCGGAGGUGCUCGUCCAUUGGGAGCCGGCAGGAGUGGUACAGGACGAGUGGCUGCCGGCGCACCAGUACCGUCCGAGCCGCCAGGUGGCCUGCAGUCAGCUGCCGGCAGAGCUGUGGCAGCAGCUGGCCACCGCCGUCGGCCGGCCGCCGGCCCGGCGCCGCCGCAAGCCGUCCUAGCGCCGCGCCGGCCGCCGCCGCCGCCGCCGUGCUCCCCGUUCCUAGCGCGCCCGCCGCCGCGUCUUCAGUACAAAUGUGUCUCGGCGCAGCCGCCGGCCGGCCGGCCCAGACUGACCAGCAAUGUCACUGCCAGUGGGUGGAGAGUCGCGCCGGGCCGCGCCGCCGCCCUGCCCGCCGGCGCUGUCCGUUUUAUAUCGUUUUUUGUACAUAGUGUGUCGCGCCGCCCGCGAUUGUGUAGUACAAUACCGUCACUGCCUGGUUUCACUGCCAUUACCCCGAGUGCCAUGGCGCCGUGCGGCCGUCGAUGGCGGCGGCCGCCGGCGACCGACCAUCACCUGCCAACCGAUCUCCAACCGCUCCGCCACAUCUGCGCCGCGCCGCGCCGGCCCCUGACCGGCCGGCCGGCGCACCCGAGGCCUCAGUUCCACCUAGUCAGUCCGCGUGUCCAGCCGGGCCGGGGGGCGGCGGUGCGGCCCACUCCGCCCGCCGCCGACCGGCCCGCUGCUCCUCACCGUCUUCCAUUCACCUGCAGACACGUAGACACCCCUCUGAGCUGUCGGCCAGACAGCGGCCGCCGCCGAGCGGGUAGGAACGCGCGCGAGUCCGCGACACCGUGCCCGCGUGUUGUGUGUGUCAGUGUACGUACCCGCGUGUGAUCUCCCCUUUUAUCCCUCUUGUCUCUAACGUCUUCUUUCAUUCUUUCUUUCUUCUCCCCGGACUCCCACACUCUUAUUUCUGUGUAUUUCUGGCCAUCAUCCUUUUCUCCCCAUCCGUUUCUCUCCUUCCUCGCAGUCCGUCCAUCUCCUUGCCGUUUCCCUCUUCUCUUCAUACAUCGAUGUGCGUGUUUGUGUGCGCGCGUGUUUAAAGUUUUAGCUCGUGGGAUGUGAAUGACAGCUCGUAAGGUGCUCGUCGCGGGAAGUUCGUGUCGAGGAUGUGUGGUUAUCCCAGUGACAACAAUGUUAAUGUGGCAUAGUGGAUCAGCUUGCAGUACUGCCCCUCCUCCUGCCAAGGCGGACCUCCUUUCAGAAUCCUGAUUACUGGAUCGCUGAUCUCGAAUUGACACAGAAUGGCUGGCAGGCCCACUGAGAAGCCACUGUGGCGAAAUGGGGCUGCUAUGCAGAGGUGUUUUAUAAGUGAUUGCGUGCAUUCGUGAGUUAAAAAAGCAAUAUGCUGCUAUUGAUUGGCCGGCUCAAUUCAUAUGCUCCCGUUUUAUUUUCAUUGAUUGUUUUUGUUAGCAAUUUUGUUAGUCAUUCACUGGGCUUUGCACAAUGGAGGUGAUCACAUUUUUACACAGGAACACUUCGUGAGGCAUUUUGUUUCGAUCAUUCUCGUUCGGUGGCUUUCGUUCCUUUCCUUGCCCGAUGACCGUUCCUCUGUUCCUUCCCACCGGCCCGCGUCCUUCGUUUCCCGUUCCCUACAGUCAACCGUCCCCGCUUCCGAUCUCAACAGUGCAGCGUAAUGUAGCCGGGCCGCCGCGCCGGGCGCAGGAGCGCCCUGUAUCCUCAGCGGAGUGGUGACCCGGCACUCCGCCGCCACAGAGCCUCUUGUGCCUGACACCGGCAUUGUGAUCGCCUGACGUCGAGCCGCCCUCACCUCUCACACAAAGACAUGUGUGUUACGCUGGUCUCUUUCAUUCGAGGGGGUGUCAGACAACUCCCGGAAUCACUGAACACUAAUUGCUCACGUAUGCGUGUGCGCGCGUCUGCGAGUAUUUAUUGGUGUGAGCCGCUACAGAUCUGUUGCGGUCAUGUGUGCGCGGCCGGUCCACCCCCGUGGGGUCAAAGGGCGUCGCGUCUGGGCCCGGCACGGGUCUUGUCUGUGUGCGCACGCGUGGAGUGUUUGUGUGUCUGUCUGUGUGUGUAUGUGUACAUAGACGGUCGGCUGGCUGCGGCCAUCCAGCUCAGUUGUGAUUAUUCUAACUGUGCGUUUGUAAUAGAUCAGUACGUGCA